Penicillium taxi is the source of this 3060-nucleotide messenger RNA. RefSeq lists its product as uncharacterized. Lineage: Eukaryota; Fungi; Ascomycota; Eurotiomycetes; Eurotiales; Aspergillaceae. The transcript has 3 exons. The record is from RefSeq and is a predicted model, not a curated record. The coding region runs from base 1 to 3060 and encodes 1019 amino acids. Gene Ontology annotation, biological process: regulation of mitotic cytokinesis. Gene Ontology annotation, molecular function: GTPase activator activity.
AUGGGAUGUCAAGUCGCAACCGUUAUUCUUGCGGAGUUAGGCUGGAGGCUUUGUGCUUUGAGCACUAUCGGAAUAGCUACUUCCGGCUUCGCACUAGGCCGCGUUGAUCGCUCAAAGAAUACAACCUGGCGCCGGAAAUUAUUGCGUAAUACACCCUGCGACUCAAAUUCUAUCCUGGAUGUGCGCCCGGAGACCGCGCAACCGGCGCGGCUGAACUCAGAGGGGGCCAGAUGGAUAGGUGACAAAAGGCCAGACAGGCACGGACAAGGACAUCGCCCAACUCAAUCGCAGGGUUCAGAUUUCAGAAGAAACUCUUUGACUUGUGGCGCAGCUCACCUGCGACGUCGUGGCCAAACAUUGGCCAGCUCGCUGACCAGUCCCUUCAUAAGCCCGCUAGCAAGCCCACCCCUGGAAAUCACCGAGGAACAACCUAUCGAGCCGCAGUCACAACGAGGACCGACGCGUUGGCUGCGACGCCUAUCACUGGCUUCCAUUCGUGACAAUGCAACCCACGGUUCGACUAUGCCAUCCCAUGGAUCUAGCCCAGCGACUUCCCGUCCCGCAAGUCAACAACAGACCAACAGGUUGAUCAAACGGGUACCAUCACACCUUUCAAAUGUACACCCGAGUGUGGUGAAUACUUCAGAUCUACCCCCACCGAUAACGCGCAGGCCCGCGACGAGCGAUCAAAAACCCCGCUCAAGACCACAGUCAAUGCGACUAGAUUCCCUUCGUGAAGACCCCCUUCGCGACUUCAACUUCGACAACUAUUCGCCUCAACCUGUAUUGGAAGAGUCCGAGUUCGACAUCGACGAGCAAGAUGGCUGGAAACCAUACCUCACCCCUAACCCAGAUAAACUCUCUGAAAAGCCCCCCCGAAAGCUCUCUAUCAACACUACAAGGAUGCAGCCUGUGCGUCUGAUCAUACCCGAUCAGGAAUCACUGCCGGCAUUAGUCCUGUCAACUGCAUUCACCAAACAGGUUAUUCCAGGUUGUGAACCUGAACCUGAACCUGAACCUGAACUUGAAGCUGUCGUCGAACCUGAAUCCAUCAUCGAAUCUGAAUCCAUCGUCGAACCUGAACUCAUACCCCCGGUGCUGUUCUCUGACCCAUUUCAGGCGCAAUCCCCACCGCCAUCUUCACCACCACGCCCAGAUUCCCCAAAACAACGAGAGCAUCGACAAACUUCGUCACUCGAUAAGGAACCGAAAAGAAUUUUGGUCAACACAGUAACGGCAUCGGGUCAACCCAUCAUCGGUCCUCAACGGGGCGGAUCUUUAAAACGGGUAAAGGGAAGAAACUUUGGAACAGAUCUCUCUCCCUUUGAUAUACAAAGCCCUAUCAUAGGCCGCUCUCCAUUUCAACGGCGAAAUAUCACAGAUCCCAGUGUGUUUCGCCGACCACAACCCAUAUCCCCGACAUUUUCCAUCUCCCCUUUCAAUAGAGCCUUCCAACUUGUUCCUCGGUCUGUUUCUCAGGAUUAUAAUUUUUCUCAACGGCGACAACGCCCCUUGACUUCAGAUGCUGUGGCCGUGUCGACAUGGCAACAUGCAUGUCGUCCCAGUGAAUACAAAUAUACUUCACUGCGACGUCGACCGAAGAGGCAUUCGUUUGCUGAAUCUUCAAACAGAUCAUCCACCAUUAUGGGCUCGGACGAUACUCGGGUUUUUACAACAUCGGAUGAAUACGAGACCGACAUGGUCACAGACUACUGGGACUCGGUUCGAACGCGUCGAACGAGUGCCAGUGGUCUGCAAGGGCUGCGCAUCGAGACCAUGUUUGACAAGGAAGGAUUGCAGCUGUCAAAUGAGGAAGUAACGACCCUGGAGGAUCUGCUACCUCGUGGUUCAUUUAACUCACGUCUGGAACGAGAGCCCCCGUUUUACUCUGCUACACUGCCAUCUCCUAGGAACCGGGUCCAUGUCGAUGAAAUUGAUUGUCUAUUCGAUGAUGAAGACUCGUAUAGCAUGAUUGCGGAUUUGCCGAGCAGGUCUCGCCACAUGCGGAACCAACCAGAGCAGCUGACUUCCCCCAACGGAUCGCAACUGAGUCAGAAAAUGAACAUCUUCGACUGGUCGGAGCAUUCACAUUCACGAGCUGAUCGUGAUCUUUCUGACUCAGAGACACGACCGAGAACUGUACAUGGCAAGCAGAAUGCAGUCAACCGAGACAGUCGCGCGGCCUGUCGCAAGGUUUCUUCCACCAUCCAUCUGCGCAGUCAAAGUGUUCCCGUAGCAAAUGACUUCCCGGUUAGCAGCGAACGUCAAACUCCUGGUAAAUUUGCCACCUGGAAACUCGGCAUGAAAGGAGUGAGCGAAGACUGGGACAGCGAUUUCGAUUUCGAAGACGACUCCGAGGAAAACACUGCAGUCCAGACUGCCAACGGCAUAGGCCCGGAUGUUGUUCCCCACAGCAUGUCUGUUCCGCAAGCCAUUCUCGCGCGCCAGGCUAGCCUCCGUGGCCAGUUUGGUCAAGUACAGGAGCUGACGCUGUUGGUGGAAGAACUCAAACGGCUACGUCAUCAGGCUAGUGUCUUGGAUAUUCUGGGUGGACCGUCGGGCGAGCUCUGGAAGGAGGCUGAGGGAAUCGUCAACCUGGCCACGAUUGACGACGAAGAAGAACGCCGAUCCCCCCUGGGGUCACAGUUAUCUCCGCCGUCGUUGGUUCAAUCUAAGGACAGCAGUGAAAGCCCCGAACAACGCCGUGGUGGUCAAGGUUUCAGUUCGCCCCUCCGGCCAAUGUCUAAUACGCCAAAGCCGCAAUCUGUGCUUGACAUUCUUCAACCGGGUCAACGUCCGAAGAGUGCGGUGUUCACGGGCUUCACUCCAUCUCAGCCACCUCAAAAAUUACCAUUCGAUACGUCUUCUCUCCGAGACCUUGUCGUCCGCGCUGGGGUUGUCACUCGUGCUUUGAAAGAGGUGAUUCGCAAAGCAGAGGGUGUCGACCCUAGUUCCCAUGAUGCAUUUCCUUCUGAUCCUCCAUUCCGUCGCAUAUUUGACCAGCCCUCGCAUGUCGUCGACAUUGGAUGUUUUGAGGCUGCGCUAGCCGAUAUGCACUAA